GACUACUCGGCCCGUCGGCACGGCUCGUCGUACUUCGCACUUCGCAGUGUCGUAAUGCUCGUCCUCUAGUGAACUUCUUUCUUGUUUUCCACGUCUUUAACUUCAAUAGGCAUAACCAUAUACCUACUUACUGUUAUUAUAAAAAUGUUUUGUACACGUUUAAAUAGAUUGUCGUACACUCGAUGUUUUCUACCAGCCUUGUUUGUCAAUAAAAACGAAUACGACGAGGAAGGCACUGAUGUUUUAGAUAAUAAAAAAGUCGGCGGCUGGCAAGGUGUUGUAAACGCUUUUUCCCCCGAGUGAGAUAACAUUUUUUUUUUACCCAUCUAAAACAAUUAAGUUUUAUUAAAUGUAUUGUUUUUUUUUUCACAGCGAAAAUGGUAAUCCCUCUACAGAUGUAAGAACUAUAUCUUCGACAAUAUGUUACAGUGCUCUGAUCGGCGGUGUUUACGGAAGUAUAUCGUAUAGCAAACGAGCUUAUGAAGACUUUUUCCUGAAGAAUCAGUCCACUCUCUUCCAAAAUCAGUUUGAAGCCAAAGUAUGUCACGUUUAUGAUUAAAUAAAAUACAUCAUUUUUCCACAUUCCAUCAUUUUUUAUAGUUACUAUACUCACCUAAAUAUAAAUUGUAAUAAUACUAGGUACCUACAUAUUAAAUAUGAUGUACUUGCUAUUUCAUACCUAAAUACCUAUUCAUUAAAAAAUAAUAAUUAUCUUGGUAUUAUUAUGUAAUUUAAGUUUUCAAUUUUAUAUCUAAUCUAAACAUUUUAUUUAUUUAGGCUAAACUUCAAGCAAAAGUAACACUAGCAAUGGGCAGAGGUGUUUUUAAAUGGGGUACCAGGGUUGCAUUGUUCUGUGGUCCUUUCACGUAAGUUUAAAAUAUUACCUAAAUUGUAUUAAAGUUAAAUCAAUUGCUAAUAAGUACCUAUUUUAUUUAAAAUAUUAUUAUUUAGACGCGAUCUGUUACACUACCAUAUUUGUGCUAAGUGAUUUCUAUAUUUUCUUAUUAUAUUUUAUUGUUUUGAUGCAAUGAUGUGGACAGAAAUAAUAAGCAUUAAGCUAUUAGUCAUUUUUAUAAAAAAUUUAUUCCAGUUAAUUGAUUAAGAUAAUUAAUUUAAUCAAUGUUUAUUUACUUAAUUAAUUAAGUUCAAUUGUAGAACUUUAUAAAUCAUUGUUGUUAAUGACUCAAAAAAUAAAUCACAAUCAUUAAGUUAAUAAGACACAAAUUCUAACUAGAAGGGCUGCGCUAUCAUAAUUGAUUUGGUGAUAGGGAGUAGCAAAUGUCUGUUGAGACGUUAGGUAAAGUUGUUUUAAGAUUUUAGAACACUUGAUAAUCCCAUUAACCAAUUAUAAAGUAAAUGUAAUAUUAACUAUAUUCUACGAUCAUAGAGACAUAAGCCAUUUAAUGAACCAAGCAUUAUUAUUAUUAAAUUUUUAUCAUAAACUAGGAUAAAUUAUUACACCAGUCUUUGACAAAUUAACUAUACAAAAUAAAGUACUUACUACUAACAUAUUAAAGGAAAUAGAAAAAGAAUAUUUCAACUUUUUAAAUAUAAUAUGUGUGUAGGUAUUAACUAUCAACAUUUAUUUUAUGUUUUUUAUUAACUUGUAGGACUAUAGUAGCCAUAGUUAAUGCUUAUAAACAAAAUGUUUCCGUGUGGAGUUAUACAAUAGCUGGUUUAAUUGUUGGUGGAUUUGCAAGAAUAAGUAUGGGAAUGAAUGGUAUUCUAGUUGGAUCUACAUUGGGUAAGUCUUGAUUCUAUAUUCAGUAUUUUAUAAAAUAUUUAUGAAGUAGAAUCGUUUUAUUAUUAUUUAUACUGUAGAAAAGACAAAUCCCAGUAUUUGUAAUUAAGUAUGAUAUUGUCUAAUUAAUAAUAAAAUAAUUCAUACUUUAGGCAUUUUCUGUAUUUAUAAGUAUAAUAUACCUAUAAUCUAUUCAGAAUAAGAUUGAUCCAAUUUUAUGCAUGAAGAUUGAGCUGCCUAAUAAGUCUGGACCCCUAGUUGAUGAUAUAUGUCCUAUAAUUUGUCAUUGUUGCUGCCUGUAGGAGCGUGCACAGUUGGUGGGGAUAGUCUUGUGGUGAGGAUGCACCAACAUGACAUGUUUUUGUCAUCUGAGUGGUUCAAUCAUAUUCUUAAUAGAGAAUACAUAUAUAUAUUAUUAAUGUACCUAUUAAUAAUAUUUUGGGUACUAUGGUACUUUACUAAAGUAUAAGUAUGUGGAAUAUUAUAGGUACAUGUAUUAUCAAGGUGGGUAAAUAUAUGUGGCUUGGUAAUAAAUAAAUUACUAUAUUUAUAUUUGAUAAUAUUCAUUUUUUUAAAUUUAGCUACGUUUAGUAUUCUUUUCACAUUAUCAGCCCAAUUCGCAAUAGUUAUAACUCUUAAAUAGAAACAUGCCAGAAAAAACAAAACACGUCUAAAACUAAAUUUUAUUUUAUACAAUAACUAAAUUUAACAAAAAUAUGAUGGUAUUAAACAGAUAGAGUUAGGCUUAUUUCGUAAAAAUUACUCAACAACUGAUUUUAUGGACAAAUAAUUGUCCAAUAAGAGUGAAAUUGGUCUUAAACUAUGUGUGCAUUUUUUCUGAUAAUAAAAUGCAAUAAUCUCAAUUUUGGAUUUUUGGAGUUAAGAUUUUUGUGAAUUAGGUUGAUGGUUGAGGUACAUCCUCAACAAUACAUAGAGUUUUUUUUGAUUUUGCUUAGGUAUUUUGGUAAAUUACCCCCCUAUUACAUCUACCAUAAAUUACUAUUUUUCUAAAUGUUAUGACUGCAGAAAAUCCUAUUAUAAAAGUUUUUUAUUAGAUUUGAAUAGAAAUUUGUUUUGAAAUUUUAAAGUAAAUAAAUAAUUUAUGUGUGGAAUAAUUUUAGGUUUGAGAAAUACUAUUUUGUAAUGCAUAUUCUUAUUGUCAAAUUUUAAUUUUUUAACUGACUAUUGCUUAAAACUUGAUCAAAAGUAAUAAAUACUGAGGGCUCUGGAUGAAUUAUCAUUUAAAUGUAAACAUUGACUUUGUACAUUAUAUAGUUUGACGAUUGAAGGUCUUUAUUGCACACUACUGUAUUUUGUAGGUACUAAUCCUCUUCAUUUUAAAGCAUUGAUUCACUUCUCACCUCUUUCUUUAUUAUUUAAAGAAAAACUACCAAAAAUAUGCAAAAUAAAUAAUUUAGCUUAUUAACAAGUAGGUACUAGUAGAAAUCAUUAGUGAAUUUUGAAUACAAAUAAGAAAAAUUAGUACUUAUAGUACACAACUAUUUGUCUUACUUAUUAGUUAUAACUUAUGUUAGUCAAACAAAACUACAUUGUAAUGUCUUAAAGAAAAAUAACUUGUUCCUCAUUUGAUCUUUUUAAAAUAAAUUAGUUAAAAAAUUAAAAUAUGACAUCUUAUAAAAAUUGAUGUGUUGUAGAACAGUAAAAUGUAUAGAACACUAUGCCUUAUGAGCUGUUGAGCACUUGUAUAGAAUACUUAUGACAAAAAUAUGUUUAUAAUUUGACUAAAAUAAGGUACAAGAUAUUCAGUUAGAUAAAGAGUUUCUAUUUUUAUUAUAAUUUUAAUGCUUUCUUCAACAUAACUACUUUGGAACAAUUAUAUUGAAUACAACUUUGUGUAAACAAACAAACACUUUAUUAUUGAUGUCACUAUUUUAAUAAUUUAUUGCUAAAUGUAUACAUGUUACAUACGUGUGUACUUAGUCAUUUAAUAUGAAAUGUUUAUUUUAGGAGCCAUAUUAGGUGCUGUAGUUGGAGGUCUUACAUUAUUAGUGUUACAAUUUUCUCCUUUAAGUUUGCAUGAAUUAAAUGAAUGGCGAUCCCAAGCUCAAAUAGAUAGAGACGAGUAUGUAUUUAGAUAAUAGUAUAAAACAUUAUAGAACAUAUCACUAUGUUUUUGUAUUUAUUGUAGAUUCUUUAUCAAAGAAACAAAAACAUCCAAGUUGUUCCAAUAUGAUAACCCGCCUGAACUAUUAGAACAUGAAAAAAGGAACGCAUUACCAAAUGCAAAAACUGUAACAACAAAUUAUGAAGUAAAACAUUAAAGUAAAUGUUUGUUAUGUUUAUCUAUUUAUAUAUCACAAUGAAUUUAAAUCUACAAUAAAAACUAUAGUUAAGUUUACGAUACAUUAGUAAAUCAACAAUACACUUAUUAAAACGCACAAUACAAUUGAGAAGUAUGGUGUGUUAGUGUUAGCUAUGGAUGAUACAUAAGGAUGUGCACCUCCAACAAAUGGCCACCAUUUGUCUAAUGUAGUUAUCAUAUUUAUACGACUAUCAUUUUUAUUAUCUAUAAAUCCAUAAUGAUAUACAUUUGGAUUUUUAUAUUGCAAUUCAAUGUCUUCUGGAUAUAAAAAUGAAACUAAUCCUUUUCCAUUGUAAUUUCCACACUUCGGAAAGCCUGGUGGAGGUGGCAACAUGUCCCAAUCUUCACCAAUUUUAAACACAGUUGCCAUGCCAACUUCAACAUGGAAUUCAAUAUGACAAUGAAAUAACCAAUAACCUAUAGAAUUAAUUUAUAAUUAUUGUAAUUUUAAAAAUAAAUACAGAAAUUCAAAACAUCCCAAUUACAUAGUUAGGUACACACCUGGAUUAUCAGCUAAGAAUCUUAGUAUUGUAAAUCCACCAUCUGGUACCGUUACAGUAUCUUUAAGAGGAGCAGAUCGUAAAUUUCUUACAAUGCGCCCAUCUCUGUCCAUCUGUUCAAUCUCUUCUACUGAAGUAUGGUUUCCUACUCUUUCCAUUGCGAUCACUCUAAAUGGAUGUCCGUGUAAAUGGAAUGGAUGAUUUGCAUUAUAUGUUACUCCUUAAAAUAAAAUAUAUAGUUUACUUAAUAAAAACUAAUGUGUUUUAAAUUUUAUUAUUAUUUUACCUUUAUCAAUGAGAAAUAGUUCAACAAUUGAUCCUAAUGGAACUUUGAUAAUAUUAGUACAUUCACAGAAUUCUUUUGAGCAAUCUUUUUUAAUGUGUUCACAACUCAUCCAAGGUUGUAUCAUUUCUUUUUGAGAUAAUAAUGGAAAUGAUUGAAAUUUGAAAGUCAUAUUAUUAAUUUGGGGUGUAUAAACACGUUCUGCUUUAUGCGUCACUAAAACAUUAAUAUGGAUAUUAUUUUAUUAGAUUAAUUUAAUUUAAAUAAUAACUUCAAUAAUUCAGAAAAAACAAUUAUUGUUUACCUUGUUUGAAACCAUAUAACAUAGGUUUAUGAAAAUGUGGAUUAUCUAAAGAAUAAAAAUCGUAAGACAUAAACAGUGUCAUGUCUGGUUUUUUCUCUAAUCUAAGAUCGUUUAUUGGAGGUAUUGCAUCUUCUAAUUCUGAUACUGUAGCAGAGUCCAUUAGGCCUGAUCCUUUAUUCAAUGCAUUUAAUUGCUAUCAUAAUAAAAUAUAUAAAAAACUAAUUAAUUAAAUGUUAUUAUAAAUACAUGAUUAUCAGAUUAUUUAUUUUGUUCUAUUUACAAUUCCAGUAUGAAUUGAAUUAUCAUAUGUUGGUAUAUUUUCUGGUUUUUUAUUAUCGGCUCCAUCAUAAUGCAAAAUUGCUACUUCAAAUGCCUUUGUGAAACGUUCAUCGCAAUCCAUUAAACCUUUAAAUCGCAUCCAAUAAUUUCCAAUGUCAGCUGUUGCUUCUAAUACAAAAUCCCAACGUUCACCAGCAUAACUUACUAAUGAAUCAACUAUAAACACAUAUAAUAAAUUAUAAGCCACUGUGUUAAACUAAAUAAUGAUAUAUCAUUUUUUUAUAAUUUUAAGAGUUAGAGCACUAUAUUAUUACCUACUACCGGUUGAAUAUUAUAUCCAUCUGUUGCGAUCAUUGUAAAUGUAUGAUUAUCAAUACUCAUUGAAAUGGGACAAUUUAGGAAUCCGGCAUUAAUCAGUCUAAACCUAUAUCGUUUUCCCUAAACAAAAUAAUACAUAAAUAACUAUUAAAAAAAA
Messenger RNA from Cinara cedri, 5905 nucleotides. NCBI's taxonomy places the organism in Eukaryota, Metazoa, Arthropoda, Insecta, Hemiptera, Aphididae. The record is from the annotation of a GenBank genome assembly.